AUGACAGACACCACGCCGACGUCGUCCGCGCCAGACAUGCGCAUUGCGCUCAUCGGCGCGGGCACAAUCGGGCUGUCUCUCGCAGCCCUGCACCUCACGCACCUCCCUGAUGCGUCUCAGCUCACCAUCAUGGAUGUCCGCCCUGACCUCGAAUCGUACGUCGCAACUGUCCUGCCGACGUAUCUGCCUCCCGGCUUGCGGAAGCUUGCCGCCGAGGUCAAGCUCACGUCGUCCGUCGCGGACGCCGUGGCAGGCUGCACCAUUGUCCAAGAGAGCGGUCCAGAGAAGCUGGCCUUCAAGACGCAGUUGUGGGCGGAAGUCGAGAGGGUCGCCCCGCCGGAUGCGCUGCUCUGGACGAGCACCUCUGGGAUCCCCGCGUCGCAGCAGAACGCCGGCAUGACGGACAAGACGAGGCUGCUCGUGGUGCACCCGUUCAACCCGCCACACAUCCUCCCUCUGCUGGAGAUUGUGCCUUCGCCCCAGACCUCGCAGGCGGUUGUGGCGAAGACGAUGGACUUUUGGCGCCGGAUCGGGCGCGAGCCCAUUUUGCUCAGCCGGGAGAUUACGGGCUUCGUCGCGGGUCGUCUGGCGUGGGCGCUCCUGCGCGAGGCGAUUCACUUGGUCGACGAGGACGUCGUGACGGUGGAGCAGCUGGACCGCAUCAUACAGACCAGCAUGGGCCCGCGCUGGGCGUACGCCGGCCCGUUCAAGAGCUUCCAGGCGGGCGGCGGGCCCGGUGGCCUGAGGGCCCUGCUGGGCAACGUUGGCGGGACGGUGCAGGCCUGUUGGGACGACGGCGGACGCGUGAACAUGGGCGGCCCAUGGGAGAGCAAGGUGUUUGCACAGGCCGACGAGGCGUACGGACAGCCUGACCUGGAGGAGCGCGACCGCGCCAAUCGAAUGGUGCUGAGGGCCGUGCGCGAAGCCAGGAGCAGCUGA
This is a messenger RNA of Purpureocillium lilacinum, 939 nucleotides long. RefSeq lists its product as uncharacterized. Lineage: Eukaryota; Fungi; Ascomycota; Sordariomycetes; Hypocreales; Ophiocordycipitaceae. Gene Ontology annotation, molecular function: NAD+ binding; L-gulonate 3-dehydrogenase activity. Gene Ontology annotation, biological process: fatty acid metabolic process. The record is from RefSeq and is a predicted model, not a curated record.